Molecule: messenger RNA, 3132 nt
Organism: Labrus bergylta (ballan wrasse)
Lineage: Eukaryota; Metazoa; Chordata; Actinopteri; Labriformes; Labridae
Molecular function (GO): protein binding
Source: RefSeq, a predicted model, not a curated record
ACUACACGUCUACUCCGCCGUAAACAUCCGGCGACACGUCUCUCAAACAUAGCGCUGAACCGCUGCAGACGUCUUUAUUUAUUUAAUCCUCUCCAGACUUUUCAUAAAUGAGAAAUGUUGUGUCUUUGACGUUUUGAGACUCUGCCAGUUCGUUUUAAGUUUUUUUUUUUUUUCAUAACCUGCGGCGCUUUAGUCAAGCCCGGAGCUUCAAAUGGGGGAGGUGAGGAAGCUGCAGAAGAAGUUAAGACAGAUUGAAAAUCUGGAAAUAAAAAUCAGUCUUACCUCAGAAGAGAGGUUCAAGAUCUCCAGGAAGGCGGAGCUGCGUUCCAGAUUGGCUGAGCUUCAGCUGCAGCUUUCUGGCCCGCAGCAAACUCUGGGGAUUGUGGGAGACGGAAAAAAGGAGAAGAUGAAAAGACAAGUGGAGGAUGCCCCCGAGGCCCUUCCAUCACAAACGCCUCCAGCCUCCAAGAUCCUUAAGGGAGAAGAGGAGUCCAGACCUCGAGAAACGCCAGCGCCGGCUGCCAGGCCGAGAAAGACAGGAGGGGGAGCAGAGACAGGUAGACGGCAGGAGAGGACAGAGCCUGCCGAGGUGUCAGCUCACAGCCCAGACGUGUCAGGAGGCAGUCCGGACUCUGACAACCAGAGGCUAGUGCAACAGGAAGAAGCAGAAUUUUCAUCCCUGCAGUCGUCUUGGGAGAAGGCGAAGUUCCGCUUGAGGCUGUUGGAGGGCCACAAUGACAUAGUCACCUGCGUGGUUGCUGUUGACAACCUAGUUGUUUCUGGAAGCCGAGAUACGACAGUGAAGGUGUGGCACGUUCCCACAGCAACGGAGCACAAGAACCUGGGGGGUCACACUGGUGGGGUCACCUGUCUGUCUGCGCCUCCUCCUGAGUACUGCAGGAGGCUGGCCCGGUCCCUGUCUCUGUCCGACAAGGAGAGAUUUAUUUUGAGCGGCUCAGCAGACUGCUAUGUGAAGAUCUGGGCCCUGAGCAUUGGGCAGUGUGUGAAGUCGAUCUACACAUUCAACGUUGUGACUGCGCUCUGUUUUGUGCCAGAGGAAGACGGCUACAUCAUCACUGGGUCAGACGGGGGGAAAGUUCAAGCCUGGAGCUGGCACACUUUCGAGAACUGCCAGUCAAUCAACGCUCACCAGGAAGCAGUCACCUCAAUCCAGUCUCAGGGUCCGCUGGUGUUCAGCGGCUCCACUGAGGGAGGGGUGUCUGUGUGGGAGAACCGCUGUUCGGAUCAAGACCCCCUGAGGCUGCUGCAUCACUGGAGCAGUGAGGUGACAGGCUGCGGAGGGGGGCCAGGGGGGCGCGUGACCCUCAGCCCGCGGGGCGACCGAGUGCUCCUGGCUCAUGGUCGAGCCUGGCUCAAGAACCUGCACUGGAGGAGCGGAACCAUGUCCAGACUGACCAAUCACAGCAGCAUCACCGGGGUAACAGAUUGUGUUCACCAGACAGGAGGCCUCCUAAUUGGCUCCUGCUAUGAUGUGGCAAAUGGAGAGAGCUCGCUGAACAUCUUCUCUCUGCCUCAGUGUCGGUACCUGGCUUCUCUGACCUGGCCCCAUGCUACCAGAGUCCUAUGCUUUGCGACGUGGACCACAGGUAGCGGAGACCACCGGUGGGUAACUGGAGGUCGAGACCUCAUCGUAUGGGAGCAGCUCCCAAGCUCUGGAAAGCAGAGGGGUGAUGUCACAGCCAGGAGAGACAGUCGAUUGGAGUCCUGCUCGCUGGAGUCCGAGGGGGACACAGAGGAUGACGAAGAGACUGAUGAAUACGAAGAAAAAGACAGCGAUGAAGGAAGAGACAGUGGGUGUGAUGUCACAGAGGACGGAGGGUCUGCCUCAUGGCUACGCUGUGUUCUUCAGUGAGAGACAGAUUCUCACGCCGAGGACCCAACCGCCUCCAGACAGGAGCAGAAAUUGAGAGGGAGGGGUGAUGGCGAGGGAGGCGAGUGGAGUGUGACAGUGUCAGAGAGGGAGCAUAUGGAUGGAGAAAGUGUGUGUGUGUGUGUGUGUGUGUGUGUGUGUGUGUGUGUGUGUGUGUGUGUGUGUGUGUGUGUGUGUGUGUGUGUGUGUGUGUGUGUGUGUGUGUGUGUGUGUGUGUGUGUGUGUGUGUGUAAACAGAUUUUUUUCUAUGUCAAUAUUAUUUCCAUACACAAUAAAGCUGUCACAGUGUGACUCUGGCCUCCAAAUUUGCUUCUCUUGUUGUCUUUUUUUUUUACAUCAACCUGACCCUGCUUCUUCUUCAGACACCAGCUCGCCUCUCUCUCUGUGUAAAUGAAUGUAAAUGACAUUUUAUUCCAUCUUUAUUCGGCUCCUUCCUUUCUUCCUCCCCCUCCUUUUUCUCUCUGGGGUGUCCUUCCUGUUUUUGUAAACAUAAUUGAAGAGUUCUUUUUUUAUAAGAAAAAACCUCCCGCCUCUAAAAUGAGCUUAUUAAUGUCGUCCUCGGUAUCAUUUCUGUUUGCAUCAUCAAAUCCAUUUCUUUUCCUCUGCGUCCAUUUAAUUGAAGCGUUAAAAAAACAAAACAUAAUUAGCAUUUAAAUCUCUUUCCUACAGUCGCUUGCCUUCCUCACAUCGCUCUCUCUCUCCUCUCUUACUCUAGCAGACUCUACAUGUCUCCGUUGCCUCGGCAACCAAUGCUUUUUUCCUCCCCUCCCUUGCUCUCUGUAUCUCCCCCCUUCUCUCUGUCUCCCUCUCUCAUUCCCUCUCUUCACUGCCAGAGGUAGGAAUGAUAACUGAUAUGUGUCGGAGCGCUUGUGUGUCUCUGUCCGUCUUCGUGUGUGUGUGUCUAUGAGUGACAUUUCUGUGGCAUUCAGGCAGCGCUUGUAGAUAGGAAGUUACCUCUCUCUGCUCAAAGUGCCACAGAAAGUGUUGGCUCCGUGCAUGACGCCUCUAAUGAUGAUGAAUGUUCUGCGCUCAGGUGUGUGAUCCUUGAGUGUGUGUGACAGAGCAGAACGGACAAUGUGUGUGUACUUUUGUGUGUUCUUGAGUGCAGAUGUGGAUGAACAUGUGGUGCAUAAUUGAGUGUUACAUUUAAAAGCCCAGGGGUGCGUUUGCAUGUGUGUGUGUUUUGUAAGUAAUGACAGUUCUGCCAUGUUUACAUGUUUACAUGUUUUUAUCUGGUAACA